CGCGGCUCCGCCCGCCCCUCGCCGGCCCCUCCCCGGCCCCGGCGGAGCCGCCGCCGUUUCCGGAGCGCUCGGCGCGGGGCCCGGGGCUGUCGCGGGCAGGAAAUGACCUAGAGGCCUUACAAAUACAUUUGUGCAUUUUUGUUCUGAGUCUGCAAUUGAGGGCAAACGCAGUCUGGAAGCACCACUUCUUAAAGUUACAACGGAAACAACUACCUCAACAAACAGGGAAAGGGGAAGAAGGCUUGCAAUAACAAACACUCUAGUUUUUAAUAGCUUAUAUUUGCAAAGUCUUCUCUAAACAGUCCAGAUUUUUUCCCCCCUCCAAUAUUAAGAAGAGACACUACAAGUAAACUGAGUUGGCAGACUGGAUCUGUCAAGACAUUUGAAGAUAUUUGAUCUGCUGACGUAAGGAUUUGCUUUUUCAAGGAAAGAGCCUCUGCACUGCUUUUAUAAUCGCUGUUGAUCGGUGGUUUACUCCACUUUUGCUGAUACCUAUUAAUGGGAGAAUUGUAUUAAGGUAUUGCUUCUAAAACUGUUAUUUGCAUUGACAGAAUUAACUUUUGUAGAUGCAACAGCAACGGACAAUGUUACACUCGUGAAGAACUUGUAAGCGAUCACUUCUCUGCUCCAGUUGGCUUUUCUGCCUGCGGAGGGGAUACCACACAAGAGACAGAGCAUUAUUAAGAUACUUGGGCUUGCUUUUUGAGUACAGUUUAUAACUGCAGCAGGGCUGCACUGAACAUUGAAAACACAGAGUCAGCAAAUCUGCUGCUGUUCCCACUGCUGAUACAGAUUAUACAGACGCUUGCCUUUCUGAAAUGCCUUUUGUGAAACCUAUGUACACAGUCCUGCGCUGUAACUGUACAUAGAUACCCGAGGAAGGAAUUUGACAAGUGAUUGUUAAUUCAAGAGCUCUCUGGACAAGCACUCACUUAUGUAUUGCUGCAGUGCACAAGAAAGCAAAAUGGACUAUAAGCGGCGCUUUUUGCUUGGCGGGUCCAAGCAGAAAGUGCAGCAACACCAGCAGUAUCAAAUGCCCGAGCUGGGCAGGACCCUGAGCGCCCCGCUGGCAUCGGCCACCCCCAGCACCCCCCUGGUGUCCCCGGCUGCUGCGGGCGGCUGCUCCCACCCCGCCUCCCACACGACGCCGAUCGCAGACAUCCAGCAGGGAAUCUCCAAAUACCUGGAUGCACUCAACGUCUUUUGCCGUACGAGCACUUUCCUUACAGACCUUUUCAGCAGCGUGUUCAGGAACUCGCACUACUCUAAGGCAGCUAUGCAACUGAAAGACGUGCAGGAACAUGUCAUGGAAGCGGCGAGUCGACUCACAGCAGCAAUAAAACCAGAAAUAGCAAAAAUGCUGAUGGAACUGAGUGCAGGAGCUGCAAACUUCAAAGAUCAAAAAGAGUUCAGCCUACAAGAUAUUGAGGUACUUGGGCGAUGUUUCUUGACAGUGAUGCAGGUCCACUUCCAGUUCCUGUCGCAAGCUUUGCAGAAAGUCCAGCCAGUGGCACACUCCUGCUUUGCUGAAGCUGUAGCUCAGGAGAGGAAGAACGUUAGUGGGACUGGAGCCUCAAAUAUAAGCCCCACAAAUGAGCUGGAAGAUGCAAUAAGAUCAUGGAGAGGAGCAGCAGAGGCCACAUCUCGACUGCGAGAAAGAGGCUGUGAUGGAUGUUUGGCAGGAAUUGAAGUUCAGCAGCUUUUCUGCUCACAGAGCGUGGCCAUCCCUGAACAUCAGCUCAAAGAGCUAAACAUGAAAAUUGACAGUGCUUUGCAGGCUUACAAAGUGGCUCUGGAGAGCUUGGGUCAUUGUGAAUAUGCGAUGAAGGCUGGCUUCCACUUGAACCCAAAAGCAAUUGAAGCAAGUCUUCAGGGCUGUUGCAGUGAAGCUGAAGCUCAGCAAACAGGAAGGAGACAGACUCCACCUCAGCCCAUUCAGUGUGAGCUGCCCACUGUCCCUGUCCAGAUCGGAUCCCAUUUUCUGAAAGGAAUCUCCUUCAAUGAGUCUGCAGCAGAAAACCUGAAGCUGAAAACGCACACAAUGCUGCAGUUGAUCAAGGAAGCUGGAUGCCAUAAUGGACUCACACCCCGGGACGACUCUCCCGUGACUGAAGUGCUGAACCAGGUCUGCCCUUCCACGUGGAGAGGAGCUUGCAAAACUGCUGUGCAGCUGUUGUUUGGCCAGGCUGGACUGGUGGUUGUGGACACUGCACAGAUUGAAAAUAAAGAAGCCUAUGCUCCUCAGAUAAGUUUAGAAGGAUCAAGAAUUGUGGUGCAAGUUCCAUCAACAUGGUGUCUGAAAGAAGAUCCAGCAACAAUGUCUUUGCUACAGAGGAGUCUGGAUCCGGAGAAGACUUUGGGGCUGGUAGAUGUGCUGUAUACUGCUGUGUUUGAUACACACAGGUGGAAGGAAGGAAGAGAGCAAGCUUUGCCUUGUAUUCAGAUCCAGUUACAGCGUGAAAUCUCAGAAUUUGGGAGCCAAGUUGACAUGCCAUCGGGGAAUGGGAGCAAAUCUUCAGGGGGUCUGCAAAAGACAUUCUCAAAAUUGACUUCACGGUUUACAAAAAAAACUUCCUGCACUAGUACAAGUAACACAGGAAGUUACUCAAUCCCCAGUACACCUUCCAAAAACGUCUUCAUAAGUUCCAGCUCAGAGGAGAAAGCUAAAAUGCCCACUAACAUGGACGCACGGUUGCAGAACCUCCUGAACAUUGGGAACUUCCCUCGGAGCGCAGAGGCCCUGCAGCCGGUGCAGAGCACAAAUAACCAGCUCGUCAAUGGGUUUCUAGUGGAAAGACGGGACAGCUUCUUCAAACCAGAUGAUGGCAAGGAUGACAAAGGUAUGAAUUUACCAACUGACCAAGAAAUGCAAGAUGUUAUAGAUUUCUUGUCUGGUUUUAACAUGGGCAAAUCCCAGCAGACUUCUCCGAUGGUGAAAAGAAGGAACUCUGUUGCAUCCUCUACAGCAACAGAACAAAAGUCAGGAGCAGUUCAACAGCAGCCGCAGUCUGUGUCUCACACCCCACUGCAUCCUCCUCAGCAAGGCUUGUCCCAGCAGCAGUCCCAAAAGCAGCAAAUGCAGUAUUACCAACACUUGCUUCAACCUAUUGGACCACAGCAACGUGUACCUGCCAAAUGGCUCAGUAAUUCCUCACAGCAGCAAGCUCCGGCUGUUGGAGCUGGAUUGUCUCAUAUAAAUCAGUGGAACAAUCCUGGUUUUUCAGAUUUAAGCUCUGAUUUGUACAGCUUGGGUCUUGUGAGCAGCUAUAUGGACAAUAUGAUGGCAGAGAUGUUAGGACAGAAACCACAAGGACCUAGAAACAACACAUGGCCAAAUCGUGACCAAACUGAUGGAGUGUUUGGGAUGUUGGGAGAAAUCCUGCCUUUUGACCCUGCAGUUGGCUCCGACCCCGAGUUUGCCCGCUAUGUUGCUGGGGUGAACCAGGCUAUGCAACAGAAGAGGCAAGCACAGCACGUCCGUCGUCCCAGCACCGCGCGUGGCAACUGGCCUCUUCCCGAUGAUCCUCAUAAAACCUGGCCCUUUCCCGAGUAUUUCACAGAGGGUGAUGUGACAAACAGCUGGUCUGGUACUCAAGGAGACUCUGCCAGCUCAAGUGAUGAGACCUCCUCAGCUAACGGAGACAGUUUGUUCUCCAUGUUCUCAGGGCCAGACCUUGUUGCUGCUGUAAAGCAGAGGAGAAAACACAGCAGUGGUGAACAGGAACCCAGCACGCUGCCAUCGCCCCCGCUCCUCUCUGCAGCAGAUGACCGCAGUCAGGAUAACAAGACCAAAACCUGGCCUCCCAAGGCCCCGUGGCAGCACACAUCCUCGGUGCCGAGCACGCUGCCCAGCCAGAGCGCGGCCCUGUACCCCAUGAGCAGCUCCGUGAGCCAGUGGAGCGACACCAUGCAGAUGCUCCAGUCGCCCAUGUGGGCCAGCGACUGCGCCCCGGCAGCCGGCCUCCCCUCCAGCUUCGCCUACGCGCAGCAGCAGCAGCAAUCCCAACAGGCUUCCCAGCACAAACAGAUGAACAAGGGCUUUAAAUCGUUCCCAGUAAAGCACGAACGCAGACCAUCUUACCUGCACCAGUACUAACUGCUCUUUGUACUGGAAAAUGCAGCACAGGGCCAAAUGAAAAUUACGUUACUUUGAUUCACAGUGCUGUGUUGGCUAUAUCCUGUUUCUCUCUUGGUGUGGGAUUGAGGGGGUUUGGGUGACAUAGACAAACUCUCGGAUUCUGAGUUACAGUGCUGAGCAAAAAUGGCCAAUAUGUUUGGUGUACAUGAAACAGCCCAAAACUGUGAUGUAGAAAUGCUUUUAAAAUGUGUAGUUGCCUUUACUUUCAAGACAUUUUUUUUUUUUCUAAAAAGAACUGCUGAAGGACUACCAUACAAGAAACACUGUAUUUUAUAGCUAUCUUUCAUAUAGAUUUAUAGUUAAAACAUCUUACUGAAACACAUUGAAUAUGUUGAAGCAAAUAUAUAGUGGUCACUUUGCUCAACACUGUGUUUAAA
Lonchura striata (white-rumped munia) is the source of this 4515-nucleotide messenger RNA. RefSeq names its product granule associated Rac and RHOG effector 1 (gene GARRE1). Gene Ontology annotation, biological process: Rac protein signal transduction. The record is from RefSeq and is a predicted model, not a curated record. Gene Ontology annotation, molecular function: CCR4-NOT complex binding. NCBI's taxonomy places the organism in Eukaryota, Metazoa, Chordata, Aves, Passeriformes, Estrildidae.